AUGGAUCAGCUCUUCACCUUCAUCCUGCUCUUGCUGAAUUUGUCUGGAACGCUUACCAAGUACAUUUAUGUUGACCAGAAAAGGGAUUGGCUUGAAGCUCAGAGUUACUGUCGGCAGAACUACACAGACCUGGCCCCUCACUACACAGACCUGGCCCCUGUCAGUAACGACAAGGAUGCCAACAAACUUCAGCAGCGCUCCAGCAAUGUCAAUGACUUUAUCUGGAUAGGACUCGUGAGAAAUAGCUCAAACAGAAUGCAAUGGCUGUGGUCAGGAGGUGGAGUGGCAUCCACGUGUUUCUGGAAACCAGGUGAACCUAAUGACUUUAACGGGAAUGAAGAUGGUGGCUGUGUGUGGAAUAAAAUGUGGAAUGAUGAAAAUCUACAGCAUCAAAAAACCUUCUUCUGUUACGGUGCCAUUGUGGUGAAGGAGAAAAAGACUUGGGAGGAAGCUCUGGAGUACUGCAGGGAGCACCAUGAUGACCUGGCCAGUGUGGCAUCUGAAACUGAGAUGCUGCUCAUCCAGAAAGAGCUGAGCAAACAUAACACCACUGAUCACAUCUGGACUGGAUUGCGCUUUCUGGCUGGGGACUGGCUGUGGGUGGACGGGCAGGAGAUGGACUAUGAGGCCUGGGGUGAAGAAGGAAAACCAUCAUGUCCACAUGCUAAGAUAAAGUGUGGAGCCUUACAGGUGACAGGAGGGAACAAGGCUGUUUGGGACGCUCAUGACUGUGAGGAGAAACUACAUUUUAUUUGCUACUGA
Molecule: messenger RNA, 762 nt
Organism: Pundamilia nyererei
Lineage: Eukaryota; Metazoa; Chordata; Actinopteri; Cichliformes; Cichlidae
Source: RefSeq, a predicted model, not a curated record